Messenger RNA from Closterium sp. NIES-67, 3133 nucleotides. Lineage: Eukaryota; Viridiplantae; Streptophyta; Zygnematophyceae; Desmidiales; Closteriaceae. The record is from the annotation of a GenBank genome assembly.
AAUUCUCUAAUACAGCUUGAUCGCUUGCGUGAUAAGCUCUCUCCCUGCAACUAUCACAUCUAGGUGGCUAGCCUGAGCAUUUCGCUGUUUUAUGAAACGCGUCAGCCGUUCCACCUGAAGUCUUUCUUCACAGCCUUUUCCCUGACACUUUUUAUUGAUUGGUUGGUUGGUUGGUUGGUUGGGCUCCCAAGAACAAGAACGUUCGUCCGCUAACAGUUUGGCGCAUUUCACGGUGCCGUGAAAUAAGGUUGAUUUUAGAAACAGCCGAUACAGCAGGCGCGGGCGCCGGCACGGGAGUUCUUUCUCGGCAACAAUGCCCCCGCUUCUCCAUCAGGCCUCGUGCCCGGGCACCGAUACAAGGAUGAAACCUCGCGAAUCCGUCGCAGUCACACUCGAUACAAUCACGAUGGACGCAGAACGCUACUUGCCACUUCCAAGCGGAGAGCCGAUGGCGCAAGCUGACUCCGAGUCGCGAGGAAACAGGCGGUUCGGGUCCGUCGGGUUUAUAAGACACGAGGGCCUCGAAGCUCCCUUGCUGGGAAAAAGCGAGUCGGGAGAAGGCGACUCGGACACCCUCUCCGGGAGGGAUAUCGAACGCGCUGCGGGCGUCGUCGGCGGCGGCGCGGGCGAAGGAGAGCGCGCCAAGGGAGCGAGAGCCGCGGAGGAGUAUCGGCGGAUCGAUCGGCGGGGGAACAGCGGGUUUAUCGAGAGCGUAUUUAACGGCAUCAAUGUCCUCGCUGGCAUCGGCAUUCUAUCGACGCCAUACGCCACAGCGCAAGCCGGGUGGCUCGGCCUGCUAGUUCUCCUCUUCUUCGCCGGGGCGUGCUGCUACACCGCCAUCCUGCUGCGCCGAUGCAUGGACUUCCAGCCACAUCCGCAACCGCAAGACGCGACUUCGGACUUAGUGUCCCUUGACUGCUUCGCAGACGCCCCACCGCUUCCUCCGCACUCCGCCGCCUCCGCGCGGGCGUCCGCCCGCGCGUCCCCCCGCAUCGUGCGCGCGCCGCGCCCCAUCCGCUCGUACCCGGACAUUGGGGAGGCGGCGUUCGGGCGCGCGGGGCGGUGGCUGACGGCGUUUCUGCUCUACUUCGAAUUAUACGCUGUGACUGUAGAGCUGCUGAUUCUAGAGGGGGACAACCUCGCGCAUCUGUUCCCGUCCGGCGAUAUUUGUCUGCUCCCGGGGAGCCUUCUGGGGGAGGGGGGCAGUGGGGGGAUGAGCGGUGGGGGGGUGAGUAACGGUGGAGUGUGGUUUCUGGAAGGAAUAGCAAGAGGGGGAGAGGGAGGAGGAGUAGGAGGAGGAGGAGGGGGGCAAGGAGGAGUGUUUGGAGCAGCAGCAGCGUUGGGAGCAGCAGUUGUGAGGGGGAUAGAACCAGCAUUGGAAGCAGUAUCACUGGCUACAGGAGCAGGGAGCUUAUGCAUAGAACCGAAGCAGUUCUACGUCAUUCUAUCCGCGUUAUUAGUCCUCCCCACCGUCUGGCUAAGAGACCUCAGCCUGCUGGCGUAUAUCUCAGCCGGCGGUGUACUGGCGUCGCUGCUACUCGUCUUCGGCGUGGGAUGGCUUAAAGAGGUUGACCAUAUCGGGGAUAUUCCAGGGGGAAUCAGCAGCACUACAGAGUGGUUCAAACCCAUGGGUUUACCCGCAGCGGCUGGGUUAUUCGGCUUCUGCUUUUCCGGCCACGCGGUCGUUCCUAAUAUUUACCGAUCAAUGCGCAAACCGGACCAUUUUACGCCGGUUAUGCUUGUGAGUUUCGCGGCGUGCACUUUGCUCUAUGGCGGGAUGGCUCUUAUGGGGUAUGCCAUGUUCGGCUCGGGGGUCUUGUCUCAGAUCACGCUUAACUUGCCGCCGGCACUUAGCGCGUCCAAGUGGGUCGUUUGGACAACUGUGGUGAAUCCUUUUACCAAGUUCGCGCUUACGCUGCUGCCGAUAGCGCUGGCGCUGGAGGAAACUCUCCCCACCGCCCACCCUCACUCACUCCCUCACUCAGACUCACACUCAGACUCACACUCAGACUCACACUCGCAUCCUCACUCUACCCAAGAGACAAGUGGCAGCAGCAGAAGCAAAAGCAGCAGCAGAGGGGAGAACGGCAUGGGAGGGCAUGGCACGGGCCACGGUGCCCCGGCUGAAGGGCAUGCGAUAAGUGCGGAUGAUCAUGAGUCUAUGCCCCUAGGAGGGGGAGGUGAAAGCAUUGGCACGGAAGGUGAAAGCAUGGGUAUGGAGGUUGAUUCCACGCCCUUGGGGGUGGACUCAUGGCAGCACAUAGCGUCGGCAACGGCCCUCCGCACGGCGCUAGUGGCCGGCGCGGUCACUGUAGCCCUCUCCGUCCCGUUCUUCGGCUUAGUCAUGGCCUUCAUCGGAAGCUUCCUCUCGCUUUCCAUCUCGGUGAUGCUCCCCUGCGCGUGCUAUUUGCAGCUUAUGGGCGGGCCGUGGAGGCAAGGGGGGAGGCUGGGGUGGGGGGAGGCGGUGGGGGUGGUGGGGUUGUUUUUGGUCGGCUUGCUGGCUGCUGCUUCAGGGACGUUUUAUGCCAUUAGGGGGAUCACAGACGAGUGGUGAUGGGGGGGCGUUGAUGGGGUAGGGGUAGUGGAUAAGGAGAGGGGUGUUGCAGAGGCUUAUGGGUGGGCAGAGGAGGGCAGGGGGGAGACUGGAGAGCAGGGGGAGUGGUGGGUGAACGAGGGGUUGGUUCUGAUCGGUUUAUUAGCUGCUUCUGAGCAAUGCAUGGUGUUAUUGGUACGGGGCUUUUUGACAAGGGGGGGGGGGGGUUGCUUUUGGGAGGGAUGAGAGGCAAAAGCUUGGGUGGGAGGGAGGUGGUGGUUGUGAUGAUGCUGCUGUUAACGGUGCGCUCCUGUUAAUGGUUUGCGUAUGGCUGCUGCUUCGAGGUGCUUUGUAGUGAUGGUAGAAGGGAGGAGGGGGGGGAAGAGGAGAGACGAGGGAGAGAAGGGAGAAGGUUUGCCCGCCCGGUGGUGGCCCUGCCCAACUACCUUAUGAAUGUGGCUGCAAGUGGCUGCAAUUUUGCCUGGCGGUUUAUUGCCUCUUGCAGCUGCUGCUUGCCCUACAAGCUUUCGCAAGAAAAAUGCUCUAUGUAUUGCUCAAGUUAUAGCCCUUGCUCUGUUUUCAGCUCCCUCCAAGGCUUUG